Molecule: messenger RNA, 1941 nt
Organism: Spodoptera littoralis (African cotton leafworm)
Lineage: Eukaryota; Metazoa; Arthropoda; Insecta; Lepidoptera; Noctuidae
Source: the annotation of a GenBank genome assembly
AUGGCAGAAAACAGAGAAGAAAUUCUAGCAAAUUUUCAGGGUAUAACAGCCAUAGAAGAUGUUGCUGAAGCUAUUUACCACCUAGAAGAAGCAAAUUGGGACUUGCUUGCAGCCAUAAACCGAGUGAUGCCACAGGACGGGAACAGCUCAGCCGCCAAUGACAAUGACACACACGAUGUUGAGAUGAUAGACGAUGAUAUAUCUGUGAUAACUCCAAAAACUCACCCACCAGACCGGGAAGACACAAAUCAAGCAUCCACGUCAAUGCAUGCAAAUUUUAAUGCCGCUCCCAAUCCCUUUGUAGAACUACAGGUUCAUUGUAAUAAUAAGAUACAUGAAGUCAAAAUGGCUGGGAGCUCUACUGUUGCUGACUUAAAGAAGGAAUUGGAGAAGAAAUGCGGCGUGCCGGUAUGUCGGCAACAGUUGUCGGGGCUCGGCGGGUCGCGCGCCACUAGUAACGCGACGUUGAUCAGUCUCAACCUACCCCCUAAUGCAGUGCUGCGACUCAAGGCUGCUGAAACACUUAUGGCGGAUGAUGAGGUGGCAGAAAGGUUAACCACGACGUACAUUUUGCACGUAAACGUGGAAGACAAGGAGUAUACGCUCAAGUACCCCGGCACGAAGACAGUGCAGGAAGUCAAGAAUGACAUAUACUCGCUCACAGAUAUACCAGUUAGGCAUCAGUCAUGGACAGGCUGGCCGGCAGUGCCCGGUCUAGACGAGACAGUGCUGGCCAUGGCGGGGCUGCAACUACCGCAGCACGAGCUCAGCGUGCGACGCGCGCCUGGCAAGAAGGACUAUAAGAGGGUAAAUACGAUAAUAGUGGAGAGUUCAGACAGUGAGAACAGUUCUGUGGAGGAGGUGGAGGACACGACGGAGGGCUACACCGGCGAGGACGAUAUGUUCGUUGACCUCGUCCAGACUGAGCGGUUGCAGCCACUUAUGUCCGACAGUGUAGAGGACGAGGCGUUGGGUUGUAUCGAGUUCGCGCAGCGGUUCCGCACGCGGUACGGUCCCAACACGCCGCAGUUCUUCGAGGGCACCUUGCAGGACGCCAUCAAGGAGUCCUGUCUCAAACCUGCCAAAGAGCGGAAACUCCUAGGCGUGUACUUACAUCAUGAGCAGUCUGUGCUGUCGAACGUGUUCUGUGCACAACUUCUGGGCUGUGAGGCCGUGCUACAGACACUCGCCGCCAACUUCAUCGUGUACGGCUGGGACCUUACACAUCCCGAUAAUAAUAAUAUGCUCCUAUCGUCUGUAACAAACGCGCUAGGUCCAGUGGCGAGUAUGACGAUACGCAACUUGCCAUUAGAUCGUAUGCCCGCACUGCUCAUCAUCAUGCGAGUCCGCUCAAAUACUGAGAUAUACUCCGUCAUCAAUGGUAACGUCGGUGUAUCGGAGUUGCUGGGAGGAUUAGUAGAAGCGUUGGAGCGGUUUAGCUCAGCGCGGGAGGACGAGGCCAGGCUCGAGCGGGAGCGGGACGCCAGGCAACGUGUCAAGCGGGAACAGGAUGAGGCGUACCAGAUGAGCUUAGAGGCAGACAGGGCUAAAGAAGAAGUUAAAAAGAAACAAGAAGAAGAAAGAAAUCAAGAGUUAGAACGUGCAGAAUCAGAAAGACAAAUGGAGGAAGCUAAAAAAGAGGCGGAGCGCGCGGAGGCGGCGCGGCGUGUCCCGGCGGAGCCAGCCGGCGCGGCGCCCGACGUGGCGCGCAUCCGCGUGCGUCUGCCGCCGCCGCACGACAACUGUCUCGAGCGACGCUUCCACGCACACGACACGCUCGAGGCGUUAUUAGACUUCCUCGCAUCUAAAGGUUAUCCACAACAAAGCUUUAAGGUCAUCUCCAGUUGGCCUAGGAGAGAUCUUACCCUGGAAUCUCCAAGCAGCACAUUAAAGGCUCUGAAGCUGUAUCCGCAGGAGACAGUAAUGUUGGAGGAGCGGUGA